GGUCCAGUGAGGCGCCCUGCGCGGAAAAGGCAGUUGGCCGCUCGCAUCUCCUCUCGUUUGAACAUGGUGCGGACUAAAGCGGACAGUGUCCCGGGCAGCUACAGAAAAGUGGUGGCUUCUCGAGCCCCCAGGAAAGUGCUUGGUUCCUCCACCUCUGCCACUAAUUCCACGUCGCCUUCGUCCAGGAAAGCUGAAAAUAAGUAUGCAAGAGGGAAUCCAGUUUGUGUGCGCCCAACUCCCAAAUGGCAAAAAGGAAUUGGAGAAUUCUUCAGACUGUCCCCUAAAGAUUCUGAGAAAGAGAAUCGGAUUCCUGAAGAGGCAGGAAGCAGUGGCUUAGGAAAAGGAAAGAGAAAAGUACGUCCUUUGCCACCUGAUGACGCAGAUGAUGAAAAAGAAUAGAACUUUUUUAUUCAUCUUUAACUAAUGUCUCCUGUUUACUCUGGUAUUCUAGGAUGUAAAUUUGCAUAAAUGUAUUUGUUCCAGUUAGCUUUGUUGACUAGGCAUUCAAUUAAAAAAAAAUGAGGGUUACGUAGUUAUUCAAAAGCAAGUAGUUAUGAUAUUGGAAGGUUUAUGAGAUAAUUAUGGUUACUUACCUUAGUAUUCAGUGUUUGGUUUCUUUUACUUGUUAUUAAGAUUCUUGUUCUUGCUAAAAAGAAAUCAUUGCAUGUAUACAACAAAUCUGUAUUUGAGAUUUGCUUAGAUCUUUGUACUGCUGCCAUUUUUAUUGGCAUUAGAUUUUUGGGGAUGGUGCCAUAUUUUCACUGCUUUUAUUUGAUUUAAAAAGCAGAGUUAUAUUUCUGCACAUUUAAAAAAAUCAGUAUUAAUUAAACUGCACCUAUAUCCUUUUUAAGAAUUAGGGCCAAAGAUACAAUGUUGAAAAAAUUUGAUGGCUGUCUUCUUAGAAAAAUGUAAGGGCAAUUUGAUCCUGAGGGUUUCAGGCAGAAAGAUUUCAUAGACUAUAUUAAAAGAGAAGAUUUUUCUUAGAAUAUGCAUUUGAUUUGGUAUGAUAAAAUAUUACCCUCUGGAAAGCAAUGAAACAUGAAAGGCAAAUCAUGCCAUAAACCCAGAGCUCUCUAAAGUUCUUAGAGCUACCAUUAUGUUUUUCAAGACAACGGAGGUAUAAUUGAAGAGGUGGGUAUAAUAUUAAUUAGUAACAGUAAUUCUUGCUUCCUUGUCACACUUUUUUGCUUACUGACAUCUGUUGUCAAAAUUAACCAUGUUUUAACAGAUAUGUUUGCCUGAAGUUUGUUUUUAAUAAAUGCUUAUUUUCACAAUAGAUUAUAUCCAUUUGUGUGCUUCCGAAGAUUACAUUCUACUAGAUUCUUCUGUUUUAUUGCUUCCAAAUACAAAUCAGUGCUUUGAUCUGAUUUUAUCACCUUCCAAAUUGAGUCCUGAUUACUCUAGAUUACAUUUUUUGCUUUGUCUUUUAGAGGUCGAUAUUAAGCAGAAUGUUACUAAUUGCGAGUAGAGUUUUAUCCUAAGCACUUCCUAGAUAAUUAGACUUAUUAAGAAGUAGUUCAAAUAUAUACUCUGUUAAAAUCAAGUUUUGAUGGGCCUGAAACCUGAUUUGUUAUUUUUCACUGAUGGAGAGAGAAACUUUUUUGGUGGUAGGUCCCAUGAAGUAUAAUUUUGAUAUGUAAUUGUUUCUAAAAAAAAAUUUGAUCUAAUGAAACUACAGUCUUCUCCAAUAUACAUUUGAUGAUGUCUUACUUUUAUUAGGUAGAAUUGUCCCAUAUAAUGUUUUUUUGUCAAAGCUUUAUGAAAAUGUAGAUUGGCAAUUUAGCCUCUUCUAAACAUAAGGGAAGUAUAGACUCUUUCUAUUGAAACUGAAUAAAAAAAUAAAACUUAACACAUUAAAAAGAUACUUAAAUUAAGUAAUUUUGUACCCUUCUUCACAAAGCUAAUCUGAGUCUCCCCUUUGAUUGGAUUAUUCAAAUUGUUAAUGCUAGUGUUAAAUACCUGGCCAAACAAUGAAUAAAACUGCUUUUCUGGAA
Messenger RNA from Miniopterus natalensis, 1994 nucleotides. It is a transcript of the gene PCLAF, whose product is annotated as PCNA clamp associated factor. Gene Ontology annotation, cellular component: nucleus. Gene Ontology annotation, molecular function: chromatin binding. Lineage: Eukaryota; Metazoa; Chordata; Mammalia; Chiroptera; Miniopteridae. The record is from RefSeq and is a predicted model, not a curated record. Gene Ontology annotation, biological process: regulation of cell cycle; translesion synthesis.